AAACAAUUUGGAGAAAGGUCCUAUGGGAACUGGGUCUCACUAUCUUACCAAAACUCCUUGAACAAUGAGCACCUUCUUCUUUGACAACACGGUUAACGAGCUCCGUCUGGAGGGACAGCUGUGCGACGCCGUGAUCUCGGUCGAGGACGUUGAGUUUAACGUCCACAGGGUCAUCCUCUGCAACUGCGGCUCAUACUUCAGAGAUCUCUUCAGCAGCAAAUCAUCAACGUCAGGGCAGCAGGUCUACCCUUUUUCCCAGGUGUCCCCCAGUGUAAUGAAUCUCAUUGUGGAGUACGCCUACACCGGCUCUGUUGUGGUGACGGAGGAGAACGUGCUGGAGCUGUUGGCGGGAGCAGACUUCUUCAGCGUCGAGGGCAUCAUGCAGGCCUGCAGCAACUUCCUGGAGCAGCUUCUUAGUUCCAAGAACUGCGUCCACAUAUGGAUGCUGGCGGACACCCACAGAUGUCCUGAUCUGAGGAACAAGGCCUACCUUCACAUGCUGCAUCACUUUAAGGAGGUCGCAGGGUUCUCGCUGACGUUCCUGCGGCUUUCUGUGGAGCAGCUGGCCGAUUUGAUUAAGGAGGACGAGCUCAACGCGAGUCAGGAGAGCAUCGUGUUUCAGGCUGUCCUCAGUUGGAUCGCAUUCGCUCCUGAGGAACGCAGUUGUCACAUGGCCACCCUGCUGAGCAAGGUGCGCCUGCUGCUGAUGCCCAGUGAGUACUUGAUGAACACAGUGAGCACGAACCCUCUUGUGACCACGAGUCCGUUGUGCACGAAAAUGGUGAUUCAAGCCAUGAAGACCCUGCAGGAGUCCAGUACACACCGACCUCUGCAGCGCGCACGCCUGCCCCCUGCGGCGCUAUUUGCCACCGCCGGUUGGGCAAAUGAUUGCCCAACCAACAGGAUGGAGGUAUACAACGUUCGGACCGACCGCUGGGUGAGACUGAUCAACAAGGAGGCUCCUCGAGCCUUCCACGGGUGCGUCUUCCUCAGUGGAUUUGUCUACUGCGUCGGAGGAUUUGACGGCCUAAAGUAUUUAAGGAGUGCGCGGAAGCUGGACCUCGAGACUCAGACCUGGCAUGACGUGGGGCCCAUGCACGUGGUCCGAUGCUACGUCAGCGUGGUGGCGCUGAACGGCUGCAUCUACGCCAUGGGAGGCUGCGAUGGAAAUGAGAAGCUCAGAACCGUGGAGCGAUACCAGCCGGACAUCAGCCAGUGGACCCUGGUCGCACCAAUGAACGAGAAGAGGAGCAAUGCCGGCACGGCAACACUACACGGCAAGGUCUACAUUUGCGGGGGUUUCAAAAGGAACGACCCUCUGUCGAGUGCCGAGUGCUACACCCCCGACGCCAACCAGUGGACGCUGAUCGCCCCCAUGGGGGUCGGGUGUAACGCCGCAAGGGUUGCCGCCUUCAAAGACAAAAUAUACGUAAUCGGGGGCUACAGAAAUCGCUCCCAUACGAGCAGGGUCAUCGCCUACGACCCGCUGUCGGACCAGUGGAGCGCGGCGAAUCCCAUGAUUUACCCCCGCAGCAGCUUUGGCGUCGCCGUGUUGGAGGACCAGCUGUACGUGGUCGGAGGAUUUGACAAUCACGGGACCCUCUCCAAGGUGGAGCGCUUUGACGAGAAGGCCGACAGGUGGCACGCUGUCCGGGACCUGAAGGUGCCCCGUAGUGGUCUCUGCUGCUGUGUGGUGGAUCGGUACCCCUACGCCACUGCAUAUCUAUAAUUACAAUCCACUAGCAUGUAUAUGUUGAGUUAAUCUGAAUCUGUGAAGUAACUAAAGCUGUCAAAUAAAUAUUAGUGGAUUAAAAAGUACAACAUUUGCCUCUGAGAGUGGAGUAGAAGGG
Molecule: messenger RNA, 1850 nt
Organism: Etheostoma cragini (Arkansas darter)
Lineage: Eukaryota; Metazoa; Chordata; Actinopteri; Perciformes; Percidae
Product: kelch-like protein 10
Exons: 5
Coding region: 65-1729 (554 amino acids)
Molecular function (GO): protein binding
Source: RefSeq, a predicted model, not a curated record